Cryptococcus deneoformans JEC21 is the source of this 2182-nucleotide messenger RNA. Its product is annotated as response to drug-related protein, putative. The transcript has 4 exons. NCBI's taxonomy places the organism in Eukaryota, Fungi, Basidiomycota, Tremellomycetes, Tremellales, Cryptococcaceae. Gene Ontology annotation, cellular component: membrane. The coding region runs from base 438 to 2030 and encodes 530 amino acids. The record is from RefSeq and is a predicted model, not a curated record.
CUACUAGCCAGACUCAUUUACAACUCCUCCGAGCCAUCUAAUCCCGCCUUCAGGCGGAGUAUUAGCAAUGCGGUCUGCAUUACAAAAUAAUGCGCUCACUUCGCCUGAUGUACAUUAUUAAUGGGCUUCGGUCUUCGGUGGCCGCACCAGCACGAGAGAAGAGCGAAUAUAUUUGUAUCGUAUUUAAUAAUCAGUUCGGAGGCUGAGUACUCCUCCCUCUCCGUCUUACUAUUUUGCCUCUUCCAGACAUUCAAAACGGACUUGCUUAGCAAGCCACCGCAAGCGUGCUCUAUAUAUCACGGUCCCGCAGCGUCUGAUCUAACUGCCCAAAACCGAUAUAUACUACAGCUAUCGCCCCGGUCUCGUACUGCAACAUCCACCAACGAUAACGAUAUCAUUUCGGCACUCCCUCACCGACACUCCGAGCCAAGUCCAUAAUGUCCUCUCAAUUUACCUCCAAUGCUCGAUCUGACGCAGAUGGGCGCAACGAGAAUGUCCCAGGCCCUUCAGCGCCCGAGCCUUUCGCUCCUGAUGAUCAGGAGUAUGGAAAUGAGGAGAAGGUUAGAAGUCGAGCUGGGACUGGUCAGUCUGGCAAGACUUUCAGGAAUUCCUCUGGCGAGGAGAAGAGUUUGGAUGUAGAGGACGUACCGAAAGCGAGCGAAUUCCACGCUCCAGAGGCUAAAGCGACAAACAACUUGACUCCUGCCGCUGGAGUUGCUGCCGCGGAACCUGGAGGAGGCAAGCCAAAAUUGGAGAAGUUCAAAUAUAGCUUUUGGGACCCGGAGAUGGCCAUGUUCAGGAAAAUUGCCUUUAAGAUUUUGGGUGGUACCAUUGUGAUUACCACUAUUAUCAUGUGGUUAUGUCUCCCCUUCUAUUGGGGUUCUUUGUGGAAAUCCAACAGAUAUACCGACAAAUUGACCGUUAGAAUCAUCGACCGAGACGGCGGUGAAAUCGGCCAAACCUUUUCUCAAGGUCUCCUUUCUCAAACCAACCUCAACUACUUUGUAACAGAUCCCUCUGAAUUUCCUACCGCCGACGAUGUCGCUCAUGAUGUAGUCGAGGAAGGUGUUUGGGCUUCCAUUGUCAUCAAUGCUGGCGUCUCCGAUGCCCUUGUAUCUGCUAGAGAAAACGGUAAUUCUAGCUGGAGCGGACCGUCUGUCAUCGAUGUUUUCUACGCGCAAGCUAGGCAGGAAACUGCUAUCAACAGCUAUCUCCUUCCUUUCGUCCAGGAAGUUUUGGGUCAGCUUUGUUUCCAGUACAAUGCUCAGAGCGCAGCUACCUACCUCCAAGCCAACGUCAACAACGCCACUGCUCUCAGCCUCGUCGCUCAGGCGCCUACGACAAUCACCAACGAUGUAUGGUAUACGUUGAAUAACCUUAGGCCUUACAACCAGCCCGUCGCUCAGGCUAUUACCCUCGUCGGUCUUAUUUACAUGCUCAUCUUCUCUUUCAUCAUGACCAUGACCAACAAUGCUGUCCGUGAAAUCAUCGCCCCCUUCCUCACCACUCGAGCCUACAUCAUCUACCGACUUGUCUCCCCUAUCUGUCUCUAUUUCCCCGUAUCCUUCUUCUUCUGCAUGGUCAACUUGCCCUUUAAAAUCGACUUUGGCGCGCACUACACUUAUGCGGGCGGUUUCUUCCUCUGGUGGUUCGCUCUUUUCUUGGGUAUGUCCGCUGUUGGUCUCUCUACCGAGGCCGCGAUUACCGUGCUCGGUCCCAAGUUUAUGGCGUUCUUCCUUGUGCCCCUCAUUAUCGUCAAUGUGUCCGUCGUCAGCUUGCCCCAAGAGUUGCAGCCUUGGAUCUACCGAUACGGUGUCGCCAUGCCCUUCUACAACUGUAACCAUAUUGUUCGAACUAUCAUCUUCAACACCAAGAACGAAAUCGGCCAGAAUAUGGGUAUCCUCGUUGCCUGGGUCGCCCUCAACUUUAUCACCAUCUCUCUUGGUACAUGGCUCUUCCGAAGACAAAGUAUUAAUCAGCAUAACAAGGAAGUUGGCGAGAACGAGAUGGACAGCGCAGACAAGGUCUAAUUCCAUCAGUUGAUCGAAUGGGAAUUUGAUUUCGAUCGGCCAGGGUUUGGUGAUAGUUGGGUCUAUUUGUUGGGUAUCUUCUACUGUAUCUGGGACAUUUUCAGUUCUUCGUAUCAUCUAUUAAUUAGCUUCGCGUCAUUGCUUCGUGAAAG